Oncorhynchus gorbuscha (pink salmon) is the source of this 7044-nucleotide messenger RNA. It is a transcript of the gene nrbp2a, whose product is annotated as nuclear receptor binding protein 2a. Gene Ontology annotation, biological process: protein phosphorylation; intracellular signal transduction; endoplasmic reticulum to Golgi vesicle-mediated transport. The transcript is spliced from 18 exons. Gene Ontology annotation, cellular component: endomembrane system; cytoplasm. Bases 412 to 1920 code for a protein of 502 amino acids. Gene Ontology annotation, molecular function: ATP binding; protein serine/threonine kinase activity. The record is from RefSeq and is a predicted model, not a curated record. Lineage: Eukaryota; Metazoa; Chordata; Actinopteri; Salmoniformes; Salmonidae.
GGACACGAGGAGGGUACGAUUGAGAUUUUCCCAUUUAUCUUUUUUAUUUUUUUAUUUUUACAAAAAGCCGCAGAGGCCACUAUGGAAAGACUGUAUAGUGUGGCAUUACCACCCGCUCUUACUUCAAGCACAGUUCAACAGCGGCUGUGCGUGUUGCAGCACCUCCUGGAAGAUCCCCUCCCCUAUUGGCUCUUUCUCGGGGUAUGCGCUUGUUUUGACAACUCAUUUGAUUGUUGGAUAUGGUUUGAGGGGACGACACGGACUGCAGGUUAAACCGUAGAAUUCGUAACAGUUUCUGCAUUUUGCAACCUAUGCGAACCGGAUUAAUUUUGGUAGGCUAAAAAUAGGAAUUGAGUUUAUAAACGCGCGUUCCUUAAAAAAAAGGUGGGGGGGGGGAUUGACUGGAUUGAAAUGACCAUGUCCGAGGAGAAGAAUUCGGGGUCUCGGGGGAAAGAGGAAGAGAGCGAAGAUGAGAGUGAAAUCUUGGAAGAAAGCCCUUGCGGUCGCUGGCAGAAGCGAAAGGAGCAGGUGAGUCAGGGGAAUGUCCCGGGCAUCGAGACUGCCUCACUGGCCAUGGACACAGAGGAGGGAGUGGAGGUGGUGUGGAACGAAGUGCAGUUCUCCGAUAAGAAGGUCUUCAAAUCUCACGAGGAUCGAAUGAGGGAGAUGUUUGAGAGCCUGAUGCAUGUAGAUCACCCCAACAUUGUCAAGUUCCAUAAGUACUGGCUGGACACCAGGGAGAGUCGGGCGAGGGUGAUCUUCAUCACAGAGUACAUGUCAUCAGGCAGUCUCAAGCAGUUCUUAAAGAAAACAAAGAAAAACCACAAGACCAUGAAUGUCAAGGCAUGGAAGCGAUGGUGCACACAGAUUCUGUCAGCUCUGAGUUAUCUGCAUUCCUGCCACCCGCCCAUAGUCCAUGGUAACUUGACGUGUGACACCAUCUUUAUCCAGCACAACGGACUCAUCAAGAUCGGCUCGGUGUGGCAUAGGCUGUUUGUCAAUGUUUUCCCAGAGGCGAUCUACGGAAAUGUGCAGCAUCAUCGGGAUGAUGAAACGAACCAGCACUAUUUUGCUCCUGAAUACGGCUUGGCUGAGGAUGUUUGCUCUAUUGACAUCUUCGCCUUUGGCAUAUGUACCCUGGAGAUGGCAGUGUUGGAGAUCCAGGCUAACGGGGACACUGUGGUAUCCAAAGAGGCUAUAACCAACGCCGCCCAGUCUUUAGAGGACCCACUCAUAAAGGAGUUCACCCAGUCGUGUGUACGCAUGGACGCCAAGAAGAGACCCACGGCCCAUGACCUGCUGUUUCACAGGGUCCUGUUUGAGGUGCACUCUCUUAAGCUGCUGGCUGCCCACUGCUUUAUCAACUAUCAGUAUCAGCUUCAUGAUAACUGCCUUGAAGAGAAGACCAGAACUUUCGACCCCAGUGGUGUGAUGGCUGAGAUCAAGCAUGGGGACCGGCCCGGGGUGGAGAUCAAGUACUCGAAUGUUUCGCCGCUAGAACUGGACAAAUUUCUGGAGGACGUAAAGAAUGGGAUCUAUCCCUUGAUGAACUUCCAGCGGGGCCUCACCAUGCCCCGGACCUUGUCCAUCUUCCAGGAGCGCAUGGAGACAGUGAAUACUCCCAGCCCGGAGCCCCAGGAGAUGGAGACCAGAAAGGUUGUCCAAAUGCAUUGUAACUUGGAGUUCACUGAGGAAGGCACCAGAAGUCAUCUCUCUCUCCUCCUGAAGAUGGACGACAAGCUCCAACGGCAGCUGAAUUGUGAUGUUCUGCCUACUGACAGCUCCAAAGACCUGGCUAGUGAGCUGGUUCACUUCGCCUUCAUCAGUGAGGAGGACUGUGAGAAGCUGGCGGGCUUUCUGGAAGACGCCCUGUGUAAGCAUUGGGCCGGGCCGCCAUUGGAGGAGUCUUCCCUGGCAUAGUGAUGAUGUGCCGACACAUGCUGCUGACCCAAGGGGGAUCUGGACCCUGGGAAAACUACAACAAGAAAGAGAAUUUAGGGACAGAGGGGAAGGGGGGCAAUUAGUGGGGGAACUUUCAGAGUGAACAUUCCAGGACUAGGAAGUGCCAGAUUUUCGUUUUUGUGAAGCUUGUAAGGGAAGAGAGCCAAGUCAGCGCUUCAAUCUGUGUGGCAAAUGUAAGCAUCAAGAAACGCUGUCUCAAAACAGAAGUGAGAGGCGAGCUCUCUUUCUACUAAACAGAAGUGAGAGGCGAGCUCUCUUUCUACUAAACAGAAAGAGAAGCGAUCUCCGUUUCUACUAAACAGAAGAGAGAAGCGAUCUCUCUUUCUACUAAACAGAAGUGAGAGGCGAGCUCUCUUUCUACUAAACAGAAGAGAGAAGCGAUCUCUCUUUCUACUAAACAGAAGUGAGAGGCGAGCUCUCUUUCUACUAAACAGAAGUGAGAGGCGAGCUCUCUUUCUACGAAACAGAAAUUCGAUCUCCGUUUCUACUAAACAGAAGAGAGAAGCAAUCUCCGUUUCUACUAAACAGAAGAGAGAAGCGAUCUCUCUUUCUACUAAACAGAAGAGAGAAGCGAUCUCCCUUUCUACUAAACAGAAGAGAGAAGCGAUCUCCCUUUCUACUAAACAGAAGAGAGAAGCGAUCUCCCUUUCUACUAAACAGAAGAGAGAAGCGAUCUCCCUUUCUACUAAACAGAAGUGAGAAGCGAUCUCUCUUUCUACUAAACAGAAGUGCCAACCAACUCAAGCCAGAUAAGACUAUGCUAGGAGAGCUACUAUAUUUGGCCACUUCAAUGCCUCCGUCUCUCCGCACAGAUGAUGUCAAUGGCCUUGUUUAGAAUUAUAGCAAGAGACAGUGGACAAAGUAAGCAAUACGAGGAACAUAAAGGUCUUCAACAUUUACUGCUGCAUUGAGGCCUUUUUGUCCAUAAUAACCUAUUGGGCUCAAUUUUACACACGCAGCGCAGCCUUGGCAAUGACCCCAUAAAGAAAACUAUUCUAAAACUCCCACUCUCACAUGCAAGGUGAGGGUACAGACACAUUGAGAUUUUGUGUCCCAAGAUUCCAGGAUUGAGACAAUGGUUUUUCAAUGGGGAGGUCAUCCUCUGCUUGAUGACUGAUUGUCCAACAGAAGGAAAACAAACUGAAAAAUAUGUUAAGUCUUCUACAUAUACAAGUCAUCCGAAAAAAGUAGGGAUGAGUUAAACUUAUGACAAGAACGGACAAUGAUGUAGGUCAUAUACAAUUUUAUCCGUGUUCAUGCUUCUCUGUUAAGAGUUUAAUAUUUUCCUGGUAUUUUACAAAUAAAUCACUCUUCUCCCGGGUAAAAUAAUUUAUAAAGCAUAUAAAUAUGCCCAUGUCUGGAUUUGAAUAGACCUUUGAGCGAAAAUUCAAGUCUGAUGCGCCAUAUACAUUAAAGACAUUUAAUGAGCCCAAGCCACCAAAACAAACACAUGAUUGUGCGGUUAUCCAAUACAUAUAUGAUAUAGGCUACUGCACAUUACGCACGACAGAAAAACAUAAAAGCCCAUUGAUGUAGUUAGUUUCAUUUAUUUACCCAACAGAGCAUAUAGCUAACUCCAGUAGGCUAAUACUUCCUGAGUGUAAACUGUAUAAUAUCGACUGGAAUUACACACAUCGAUCAAACUGUGAUAGAGCGAGGAGAGAACAUGCGAUUCCGGUGCAGCACAUGUCUCCUGUAAAGUUACAAGUAUAGGUCAGCGAAAUAGUUUUUAAUUUAAGUAUAAUGGGGCCUAUUUGUAUCAUUUUAGUCGACUGACGCAUAUAUACCUUGAAAUAAUAUUUCCCCUAAUGUUAUUUGUAUAUUAUAUUUGUUUUUGCUUGCUUCCUUCCUCUCUUUCAACUGUUAAAUGAAAUACUUUUCGUUGUCCUUUAUUCUCAUCAUUCUAAAUGACAUCCGUGAACAAUAUAGGACUCGAAUUAGAUGCAGAAGGCUUUCACUUCUCUUCACAAAGAUAGAAUGGUCAUGGGUCUGAAUAAAUAACUGCUAUAGCCGACCGACAUCGCGCGUUCGCUCUUUCAAACGAGUUAUACUGGCUGCUGUAUUUACCAUUCAGCAAACAAGCGCUUCAGUCCCUCUUCAAAUAGUCUAUUGGUAUAAGACAUGCUUAAUGUCCAAGCUAUUCUAGUCAAGCUUCUCCUGCAAAGCUAUUCGAGUGAUGGGCUGUUUUUAAAACUGCAGCUGCAAUAAAACAAUUAUCUUUACAAUUUAAAAAAAAAUACAAGUGAUCCCUAAAGCCAGAUGUAAAGACAUUCAGUCGUUAUAUUACUGUAGCAUAGACUAUGCUGCAGAAAAUGCAGGCCUACCAUCACAAUAUAUUUUGUGUUUACCAUGAUGACAUACAUUGUGAACUGCGGUCCAUACUGCUGUUCCCUGAGCGUUGAUUCAUCAUGCAGAUGCCGUAGAGAAGCCAGAUUUUCACGACAUUGGGUAUAAUUUAUGUUCCAUUCACGCCAUGCUGUUCAUAUAAAUCAUUUAUUAUAAUUUUCCGGUUUCUCGCAGUUAUUUAUCCCGAGGAAAGGGUUUUGGGCCGUGAAUCUCAGUAACCGGGUUCCCGCGAUUCAACCCUAGUUUCCGUGUGGCCAUUCCUCUUAUGCAAUUUCGUAACUUUUCGUUUGCGAUGUCUGUGAGAAAGCACAGAUUAUUGAAACAUCAUUGAAGCACAUAACACUAAAAUGUGAAGCGCGUAAUUCAAUCUCGAUGAUUAUUUUUCAAACGUUACCGAGGCUACGCUGCGUAUGUCACCCUGGUAUGUUUCAAUGUUAUAAGGCUACAAACAAGAUGCACAAAAUUAGCAUGCAUGUUGUAUUGCUUAGUUACUUUCCAAUCAUGACCACUUCACCACAAGUGUUAUUAGUCUUUCAUAGGUCACUCUGACCAUCACCGUUUCUGAGGAGACCGAAUCUGUGUUCCCGGCAGACAAAAUUGACAUGGAACAAGGAUGGUUUUUAAGGUUGUUUUUGUGAAGGUCUUUUUUUUUUAGCAAACUAAAUAAUGUGUUAAUCUGGUUGUAACAUAGCUUCUGACCAAAUCACAACCAAAAUAUACGGUCUUUUCCAUGACUUCUUUACCUUGUCAUGAAAUUUUUUUUUCUCAAUUUCUCUUGCUUUACCUGGUUGUAAAAGAGACCCGUUGGUUGUAAUCUGGUUAUAGGACGUCUUCUCAACCAGAAAACUAGUUAACAACCAGAAAAUGUCAGACCAUGAGCAAAAUGUCCAUUGGGUUGAUACCAUAAAUCAAACACUACUUCUGUGUUUGUGUCCGACCUAACACCUUUGUUCAAUUGCAGGGAAAGUCUGAGUUAACGACAGAUCUUCCAAACUAAAUGUCAGACAUCGAACCUGUGAAAGUAACUCAAGUUUUAAACUGGAGACAAUAGAAUCAUUUGCCAGCAAUCCCUUACACAGUAUGCUGCGUUUCUCUUUCUAAGAAUGAAAACCCUAUCAAGCUGAGGAGGAAGACUUACCUCACAAUUUGAAUUCAUACAUUUUUCUGCCUCAUUGACAUGAUCAUCAAUCCUUUCCGAUCUUAAUAUUUUGCUCUGUCCUUAAUGUCUUUCAGUGGAAAGUCAUAGACCUACAAGAGCUUCUGAAUUCAAUUCACUGUUGAGAAAUUUACCUUUUUUUUCCCCCUUUUUUUUUUACUAUGAAUUGUCAUUUUUCUUCAAUCAUAACUUGCAAUAUGCCCUUUCCAUGUUGCUGUGUGUUUUUAGUCUGUAUGAACAAAUGUUACAUGUAUCCACAUUGGAGUAUUCAUUUUUUUGGUGUUUUUGCAUUUGUUGAAAGGUCCAAUCCUUUUAACUUGGUUUGAUAGGCUACACUAUGGAAAUUUAGUUGCUAAUUAUUUACCUCAGAUUUUUAGCUUGUUGACUGUAUGGUUCAUUAUACAUGCAUGACAUACUGUUAAUCGAUUUUAGCUGCAAUCAAGCCCAAGUGCCUCACUAUACACUAGUGCAGCGUUUUCCCAAACUUUGUCCUCGGGACCCCAAGGGGUGCAUGUUUUGGUUUUGCCCCCAAACACUAAACAGCUGACUCAAAUAAUCAAAAGUUUGAUGAUUAGUUGAAUCAGCUGUGUAAUGCUAGGGGCAACUAAGCGCAACAACCCUUUGGUGUCCCGAGCACAGAGUUUAGGGAAACCCAGAACUAGUGUUACACAUAGCAACUUUUUAAUGCAAUUUUAGUUGCCAUUGAGCUCCCUUACUGGGCUGUAUGGAACAUGCAUGAGCCACAAUUUCCAUUUUGUAAGCCAGCAUUCAUUUAGUAACACUUCAUACCAUGAAUUUGUAAAACAUUGUGGGUUCUGUUCCGCUUGAAAUAUUAUCAGAUACGGCUUAUGUUUUAAUAUCUACUUGAUUAUAUAACCGUCCAGUUGAUCAAAACCAAUGUGCUGGCAUGUUGUAUGAUGAAUGUUAAACUCAUUUGAUCAGUAAUCUUUGUUACUCCGUUGCCCAUGACUGGUCGGUACUGUGCCUCAGUAGACCUAUUUUUUUGGGGGUCAAGCAUGUCCUGUCCACACUGUAUACAGGAGUGGAUGUCUUGAGUUGAAUUGUACUUGAGCACGCUGCAAUCGAGUCACUCUGACCCUGUUUAUACCUGGUGCUAACAUGCAGCCUUUUUCCUGCUCUUAUCCACACAUUCUGAUUCUGCCCGAUUUUUUUUUUUGACAAGUGCAGAUUUAAAAAUAUAUAUAUAUAUAUAUUAAAAAAAAGAAAAAAAAAGCAUUGUGAUCUGAUAGGUGUAAACAGACAAGAUCAGAUGUUAACGGCAGGUGUAAACAGGUUCAAAUAAGGUCUCCUCAUUUCAGCACCACUGAUGGAUUUAUGUCUACAUUCCAUAUUGUAGACAAUGAUCAUUGUCUUGGUGAAAUUUGGAGGGGUGAGGCUGUAUGAUCGAUAAUUGAAAAAUAACUAAAAACAAAUGAAAGGCCUAACACAUCCUCUUUAUCUGUUUAGCUAAAUUACAGCUCUCCUUGUAUUGAGUUGCUUCUGCCUUGUUCUGUUUGUACAACUCAUGUAAAAUAUUGUACAAUAAAAGUAUUGAGUCUAUAGAUGAGGCAAUAAUGACA